Necator americanus (New World hookworm) is the source of this 1224-nucleotide messenger RNA. RefSeq lists its product as uncharacterized. Bases 1 to 1224 code for a protein of 407 amino acids. Gene Ontology annotation, molecular function: triacylglycerol lipase activity. The record is from RefSeq and is a predicted model, not a curated record. The transcript has 13 exons. Gene Ontology annotation, biological process: triglyceride catabolic process; lipid homeostasis. Gene Ontology annotation, cellular component: membrane; cytoplasm; lipid droplet. NCBI's taxonomy places the organism in Eukaryota, Metazoa, Nematoda, Chromadorea, Rhabditida, Ancylostomatidae.
AUGCCGCAAGAUACGGGGCAUAGUCCUGUUUCAAGCGAAGACUCACCAUCACGCUCCAUAUCGGCAAUUAAUGUAAGACGUUCUUCAUCUGGCCCGAACUUAAAUAAACUCAACUCUUAUCCAUUGCCUGAGUCUAGGAAGCACUCUGGUAGUGAGGAAAGAGGCAGUGCCAAUAGUUUAACUUUACAGUCACUUUACACUGCUAGAUCCUCCCUGAGUAACAUUUCCAACGGUUCUUCGCUUGGUUCCACAACGAACGAAGUUCCGAAUGAAAGUGUACCAACGUGGAAAACAUCAGUACGAAGGAUUGUGAGUGUAUUAAACUUGGUGCCAAAAGAAAAAAGUGAUCUCGAAAAAGAAGAGGACCGAAAACUACGAGAAAAAGACAUGUAUCUCACUCGCCCAGCUAUUUGCCGUCAACCGAUUAAAUCAAUUUCCCGGUUUUGCAUUUCACUAAGCGGUUGCGGCUUCCUUGGAUCUUACCAUUUUGGUGCAGUCAACUGCUUUUUAAAAAAUGGAAAGCAUGUCAUAUCUCGAUUGGAUAGAGUAAGUGGCGCUUCAGCUGGUAGUUUAGUUGCCUCACUUUUGGUACUUGCUCCGGACAAGCUCGAUCAAGCUUUGAACGUUUUAUUUGAAUUAGGAGAAGAACUCAUGAAGUUGAAUUUUGGUGCACUUACUCCUGGCUACUGUUUAAAUAAAAAAUUAAUCAAAAUUGUCGACGGUUUCUUGCCUCAGGACAUUUCGCCUGCUCAGGAGAGGUUAUACAUAUCAGUUACAUUAAGAAAAGAACGCAAAAAUAAACUUAUUUGUCGGUUUUCGAGCAGAGACCAAUUACUGACGUGUCUGAUGGCGAGUUGCUACAUUCCUAUGUACUCCAUGGGUUAUGCGGCGGAACCACCCAAUAUAAAUGGUGAAGCUUGUAUUGAUGGAGGAUACACGAAUAAUUUGCCAGAUUUCGAGGACAUUCGAACAAUAACGGUGUCACCGUUCUCCGGUCAUGCUGAAAUCUCACCAAGGGACGAAGCAAAUUUUUUUGACUGGAAAAUGACCGUCAGUAACCAAAUAAUGAACGUCAACCUACAAAAUAUUGUUCGAGGAGCGCAAGCACUAUUUCCUCCGUCAAGAACUGUACUACAAAGUUAUUUUGAUUUGGGCUAUAAGGAUACUCUUAAGUUCCUUAUAAAACACGAUAUUGUGCAAAGGCCGGAAGGAACAGAAGUUUAG